Hansenula anomala is the source of this 3477-nucleotide messenger RNA. It is a transcript of the gene NEW1, whose product is annotated as New1p. The transcript has a single exon. NCBI's taxonomy places the organism in Eukaryota, Fungi, Ascomycota, Saccharomycetes, Phaffomycetales, Wickerhamomycetaceae. The record is from RefSeq and is a predicted model, not a curated record. Gene Ontology annotation, molecular function: ATP hydrolysis activity; ATP binding. Bases 1 to 3477 code for a protein of 1158 amino acids.
AUGCCUCCAAAGUUUAAUCCUUAUAGCGCAGGCUCUUUUGUUCCUGGAUCUGGUGCUGACCCACAGCAACAAUAUGGUGGUAAUCAGUAUUCCAACGAUAGAAGUAGAGGUGGUUCUUCUUACCAAGGGUUCCAAAGAAAACCAAUGGGUUAUGAUCAAUAUAUCCAGCAACAAUCAGCUGGUUUAAACAGAGCUCCUCGUCAAAAUUUCCAGCAACAGGGUCAAUAUGAUAGCACUCCAAGCUCAAUCUCAUCAACUCCAUUGAACAGUAAUUUGAACUCACCAUCACAAUCAACAACUUCAUUGACAUCUUUAAACCAAACAUUAGACAAAUUAGAAAUUUCUCCUAUCACAAAUAAUCUACAAGCAUUGAAAGAAGCUAAAACAAUUAGUGAUGUUAAAACCGAAAUCAACUCUAUUGUUGACUCAAUCAAUGAAAAUGGUAUUUCCUCUUUGGAAGAAUGGAAAAUUGAAGAAAUUAUCUCAAAGCUGAUAAAGCCAAAAAACCCUGCUUUAGUCAGAGAAGGUGGGUUUGUUAUGAUAUCAUCCAUUGUUAGAAAGUUUUCUGGUCAAACACCAAAAGAAGCCUACUUUUUGACAUUUUUAUCAAUUGCAUUAGAUGGUUUAGCUGAUAAAGAAAACAAUGUUAAAAGAGCAUCUCAAGCCGCUAUUGAUUCCAUAUAUGGAUCAUACCCAAUCGAAGCUUUAGCUUCUAUUGUUUUGGUUGAAAUUUUGAAAUACUUGAAAUCCUCAGCUAAAUGGCAAUCAAAAGUUGGUGCUUUGAAGUUGGUUGACAAGAUUGUUGAAGAUUCUCCAGGUGAUUUAAUUGAAUUAAAAUUCAAAGAAGCCGUUCCAGUGCUAACUGAUGUCAGUGUUGAUUUCAAACCGGAACUAGCUAAAGUUGGUCUAAAAACCAUGUCAACUUUUGUCAAGGUCUUGGAUAACUUAGAUUUACAACCUCGUUAUGACAUGAUUAUCUCAACAUUAGCAGACCCAAACAAGGUUCCAGAUUGUAUUAAAUCUUUAUCCUCUGUUACUUUUGUUGCUGAAGUUACUGAACCUGCUUUAUCAUUAUUAGUUCCAAUUUUGGUUAGAUCAUUGAAUUUGUCCUCAUCAUCACAAGAACAAUUGCGUCAAACUGUUAUUGUCGUGGAAAAUUUAACUAGAUUGGUUAACAAUAAGUUUGAAAUUGAAAGUUUCAUUCCACAAUUAAUGCCAGGUGUUCAAAAAGUUGUCGAUACUGCAGCUUUACCAGAAGUUAGAGAAUUAGCUGAAAAGGCAUUGAAAGUUUUGAAAGAUGAUUCCAUUGAUGAUGGUAAAUUUAGUGGUAGAUUGCCACAUGAAGAGGGUAAAAACUAUUUGAGUGCAGAUCUUGUCAACAAUGAUGAAACUGUCUAUGAAUAUUUGAUCUCCAUUUUAGUUGCAGAUGCUAAUGUGAAUGACUGGAAUAGAUUAAAAGAAUAUUUGAACUUAGCAUUACCACAAUAUAUUGAAGAUGAAUCUGAAAUUUCAAAGAUCGCAGAAGAAACUGUCACCAAAUUAAGAGCUUUAUUCACCCCUGAUGCUGUUGCAUCAAAUGAAGAUGAUGGUAUUGAAAUUGUUAACUCUGAUUUCUCUUUGGCCUAUGGUGGUCGUAUGUUGUUGAAUAAGACCAACUUGAGAUUAUUAAAAGGUCAUAGAUAUGGUUUAUGUGGUCGUAAUGGUGCUGGUAAAUCUACAUUGAUGAGAGCAAUUGCCAAUGGACAAUUGGAAGGUUUCCCAGACAAAUCAGAAUUAAGAACUUGUUUUGUUGAACAUAAAUUGCAAGGUUCAGAAGCUGAUAUGGAUUUAGUUAGCUUCAUUGGAUCUGAUCCUGAAUUGGCUCAAGUUUCUAAAGAAGAAAUUGCUAAAGCCUUGGAAGAGGUUGGAUUUGAUCAAGAAAGAAGAGAACAACAUGUUGGUUCAUUGUCAGGUGGUUGGAAGAUGAAGUUAGAAUUGGCCAGAGCCAUGUUAAUGAAAGCUGAUGUUUUACUAUUGGAUGAACCUACCAAUCAUUUGGAUGUUGGUAACGUUAAAUGGUUACAAGAUUACCUUGUUUCACAUGAUGAAAUUACCUCUUUAAUUGUUUCACAUGAUUCUGGUUUCUUGGAUACCGUUUGUACUGAUAUCAUUCAUUAUGAAAAUAAAAAAUUAGCUUAUUACAAAGGUAAUUUAUCAGAAUUUGUUAAAGUCAAACCAGAGGGUAAGUCAUACUAUACUUUGACUGAUUCUAAUGUUAAAAUGGCUUUCCCACCACCAGGUAUUUUGACCGGUGUCAAGUCAAACACUAGAUCAGUUGCUAGAAUGUCAAAUGUCACUUUUGCUUACCCAGGUGCUGCCAAACCAUCAUUAAGUAAUGUUUCAUGUUCUUUAUCUUUAAGUUCAAGAGUUGCUAUUUUAGGUCCAAAUGGUGCUGGUAAAUCUACUUUGAUCAAAUUGUUGACUGCUGAAUUAAUUCCAAAUGAAGGUAAGGUUGAAAAACAUCCAAAUUUGCGUAUUGGUUAUAUUGCUCAACAUGCUUUGCAACACGUUGAAAUGCAUAAAGAAAAAACUGCUAACCAAUAUUUGCAAUGGAGAUAUAGAUUUGGUGAUGAUCGUGAAGUUUUAUUAAAAGAAUCUAGAAAGAUUUCCGAAGAAGAAAAAGAACAAAUGGCUAAAGAAAUUGAUGUCGGUGAUGGUAGAGGCCCAAGACAACUUGAAGCUAUUGUUGGUAGACAAAAAUUGAAAAAAUCUUUCCAAUAUGAAGUUAAGUGGAAAUUCUGGUUACCUAAAUAUAACAGUUGGGUGUCAAAAGAAUUAUUAAUUGAAAACGGGUUUGAUAAAUUAGUUCAAAAAUUCGAUGAUCAUGAAGCUUCUAGAGAAGGUUUAGGUUAUAGACAGUUGAUUCCAUCAGUUAUCCGUAAACAUUUUGAAGAUGUUGGUUUAGAUGGUGAUAUUGCUGAUCAUACUCCAAUGGGUUCCUUAUCUGGUGGUCAAUUAGUUAAAGUUGUUAUUGCAGGUGCCAUGUGGAACAACCCUCACUUAUUAGUUCUUGAUGAACCUACCAAUUAUUUGGAUAGAGACUCUUUAGGUGGGUUAGCUGUUGCCAUCAGAGAUUGGUCUGGUGGUGUUGUUAUGAUUUCACAUAACAAUGAAUUCGUUGGUGCUUUAUGUCCAGAGCAAUGGAUUGUUGAAAACGGUACUAUGGUUCGUAAAGGUUUUGCUGCUGUUGAUGGUACUAGUUUUGAAGAUGGUGGCUCAGGUGCUGUUUCUAAAGAUGGCUCACCAGCCCCAAGUGUUCCACAAACCAGUAAUGAUGAUGAUUCUCCUGCUAACAUCAAGGUUCGUACUAGAAAGAAGAAGAUGACAAGAAACGAAAAGAAACUAAGAGAAGAACGUCGUCGUUUGAGACAUAUUGAAUGGUUGAGUAGUCCUAAAGGUACUCCAAAACCAGUUGAUACUGAUGAUGACGACGAAUAA